This is a messenger RNA of Dromiciops gliroides (monito del monte), 2682 nucleotides long. It is a transcript of the gene STRADB, whose product is annotated as STE20 related adaptor beta. The transcript has 13 exons. Gene Ontology annotation, molecular function: protein serine/threonine kinase activator activity; protein kinase activity; ATP binding. NCBI's taxonomy places the organism in Eukaryota, Metazoa, Chordata, Mammalia, Microbiotheria, Microbiotheriidae. Bases 455 to 1714 code for a protein of 419 amino acids. The record is from RefSeq and is a predicted model, not a curated record. Gene Ontology annotation, biological process: protein phosphorylation.
GGGCUGAGGCGCCGGCCCGAGCGGCUGGGGGUGGAGCCGGGGAGGGGAAAGUCCAGGCCCCCGGGGGUCGGGAAUGGGGCUGACUGGCUUCUGGGGAAAGGUCCCUGCCUAACGCGCCUCUCCCCUCUUCUCACCCGCCCGCUACCAGGGGGCUAUCAGGGACUAUCGCCAUCCACCCUCCUCCGGGACCAGGCUCCGGACUCUCCGGUCUUUUCGAGGAGGAGCCGCCGGACCGGGACCGGGGCCAGGGCCGCGGCCGCCGCUUGCAUCAUAACACAAGUGCCUUCAACCUUUUUUGAGGAUUUCUGAGAAUGAAAUAACUAAGAAGCAAUCUAGAUGAUGAAAAUGAUAUUGGAGAAUUCUGCUUCCUGUGAAAGAAAAUGAAGACAAAAUUGAAAUUCUUAACUAUAAAUUAGAUGGAUUUAUGUUAUUUUCUGUGAAUUAAAGUGAUUCAAUGUCUCUUCUGGAUUGUUUCUGUACCCCACGGACACAAGUUGAAUCAAUCAGACCUGAAAAACAGUCUGAAACCAGCAUCCACCAAUACUUGGUAGAUGAGCCAACCUUCUCUUGGGUGCCCUCCUCUCCUGGAGGCAAUGAAAUGCCAUUGUGCUCUUCUAAUGUUUCUCACUAUGAACUCCAAGUAGAAAUAGGAAAAGGAUUUGACAAUUUAACUUCAGUCUACCUCGCACGUCAUACUCCCAGUGGAACAUUAGUGACUAUAAAAAUUACAGACCUGGAAAAUUGUUCUGAAGAACAUUUGGAAGCUUUACAGAAUGAAGUAACACUCUCCCACUUUUUCCGGCACCCAAACAUUACAACAUACUGGACAGUGUUCACAGCUGGCAGCUGGCUUUGGGUCAUUUCUCCAUUUAUGGCUUAUGGUUCUGCAAGUCAACUCUUGAGGACUCACUUUCCUGAAGGAAUGAGUGAAACUUUAAUAGGAAACAUUCUCUUCGGAGCAGUGAGAGGGUUAAACUAUCUGCACCAAAAUGGCUGUAUUCACAGGAGUAUUAAAGCCAGUCACAUCUUAAUUUCUGGAGAUGGCCUUGUAUGUCUCUCUGGCCUUUCCCGGCUCUACAGUUUGGUUAACCAUGGUCAAAGAUCUAAAGCUGUGUAUGAUUUUCCUCCGUUCAGUACGUCAGUUCAUCCAUGGCUGAGUCCAGAACUACUAAGACAGGAUCUAUAUGGAUACAAUGUGAAGUCAGAUAUUUAUAGUGUUGGCAUUACAGCAUGUGAAUUAGCCAAUGGGCAGGUACCUUUUCAAGAUAUUCACCGGACUCAGAUGCUGUUACAAAAACUAAAAGGUUCUCCUUCUUGCCCAUUGGAGAAAAAUGCAUCCCUUCAAGCAGAAUCCAGAUUAAAAAACUCCCGCUCUGGUGUAGACUCUGGAAUUGGAGAAAGUGUGCUGGUUUCUAGCCUGACACACACAGUGACUAGUGACAGACUGCAGACUCCUUCCUCAAAAACUUUUUCUCCUGCUUUCCAUAGUUUGGUAGAGCUGUGUUUGCAACAAGACCCUGAAAAAAGACCAUCAGCAAGCACUUUGCUGUCACAUGCGUUUUUCAGACAGAUAAAAGAACAAACCCAAGAUUCAAUACUUUCAUUACUGCCUCCUGCUUACAGCAAAUGGCCAGUGGCAGUGCCUCCGAUGUCAGCCUGGACUGAGCCUAAUCGUAUUCUUACUGAUGAAGAAGACAUUGGCUGGGAAUUCUAGAGAUGCCAAAUCACUCUUGUGUCCUAUUUACUUGACCUCUUUGCUGCUUUUUCUCCAUAUUGGCUAAGUCCAUAUGCCAGAGCCAUACUUGAAAACACAGUUGUUGCACUGGAAAUUAAUUUUAAACCACUCUUUUCCAAGGGGGCAGCCUUUCCAGGUGGCUCUAAGUGCUAUCACAAGUACUGGAAACUUCAAAAUUAGGAAUUUGGUUGCUUUCUCAUGUCCUUCAGUUGUGUAUUUUGUUCAAACUGUGAUUGAUUCCUCUCUUAAUUUCCCAAUGUAAUGUUGACCUAUUUUCUCAUGUUCUUGGCUGCUUUCAGUGUGAAUAGACCCUCCAAGGAGGACAGACAGUGCCUCACCAAGUACAUCUUUUUCUUCUAGUCUUCUAAGCCUUUUGGCCUCCCAUCAGGGCAGGUGACUAAUAAUUCAUCUUGGUGUAAAGCUAUUUUAAGUAGAAGAAAAAAGGUUUAUGUUUUUUUCAUUGUCUCCUGAUAAUAUCUAUUCUCUGUCAAUCUGAGCCUGACAUUAAAUGAUUCACUUGUAUUUCUAUAAAUGAAUAUGCAGGUUUUUUUUUCCUUUUCAAAUGCCUAAUUAGUUGUACUUUUCUACCUUUGUAAACUAUAAAACUUAAAUCUAUGCACCCUGGUUGCCUUCAGUGAAUAUUCAUUUGAGUUUAUUCCAUCAACUUGAUUUCCCUUUGUGUACUAUGACCCAGCGUUAGCACAGGAUGCUUUUUCUUAUAUUUCUAGUUAGAAAGAGCCUUAACACAGACUACUAGAUUUGUUUGAGAUGUAAAAAUAAUACUUACGGAGCACUGUCUUUAUUCUUUAGGAUCUUAUAGUCUAGACUAGAUGACUAGUCUAGAGCAGGAAUUCUUUUUUUUUCCAUAUAAAUAUUUUAUUAUUUUCCAGUUACAUUUAGAGAUAGUUUUCAGCAUUUGUUUUGAUAAGAUUUCUAGUUUCAGAUUU